UCCAGCUAAAGAAAUCGAAAAGUUAAUUAAUGAAAUUAAAGGAGAAGUUAGGAAAAAAAUCACCGAUGCUUUUCCUGGAGGCUUGCCAUAUGUGAAACCAGAACCUUUGCUUUACACUUCCGGUUCUAAUUGGGAAUAUCAACCCGACCCAUCUUUGAAGCAGAUCUUGCGAAGAGAACUUAAAAAUCAUUAUGAAAAUUUUAUUUUAGGGCGCUUUGACAAAUUGAAUCUCCCGAUAUAUCUCUUCCUUUCCGGAGCUGGUACCGGAAAAUCUCGAAACGCUAAUGAAUUCCACCAAACAGCAAUCACAUGUUUGCCAGCUCAAGAAGAUGAGGAGCUGUUGACUAGGAUUAAAGAAGCUUGGGUAUUCCUU
Messenger RNA from Funneliformis mosseae, 373 nucleotides. NCBI's taxonomy places the organism in Eukaryota, Fungi, Glomeromycota, Glomeromycetes, Glomerales, Glomeraceae. The record is from the annotation of a GenBank genome assembly.